Carya illinoinensis is the source of this 1960-nucleotide messenger RNA. RefSeq names its product short-chain dehydrogenase/reductase 2b-like. The transcript has 6 exons. Lineage: Eukaryota; Viridiplantae; Streptophyta; Magnoliopsida; Fagales; Juglandaceae. The coding region runs from base 917 to 1780 and encodes 287 amino acids. The record is from RefSeq and is a predicted model, not a curated record. Gene Ontology annotation, molecular function: oxidoreductase activity, acting on the CH-OH group of donors, NAD or NADP as acceptor. Gene Ontology annotation, cellular component: membrane.
CGUUCUUCUUGGGUGCUGCAGACUAGAUGAAACCGUGCUUCUGCUUCCACCAACCCAAAUCUCAAACCGGAAAUGGUAAAAAUAUGAAAUACAUCCAGCAAAAAUAAUGACUCGGGGAAAACGAAAAAUGGACCAGCCAGGGUACUUGUGGCGACGUUGAUCUGCUGCACUCAGGUGGAAGAAUCGAGCUCCAACCAGCAGUUGCCGCAACAACCCACCACCCAUGUCGCCGCCACCAUUUUCUCCAUCAUCGGCACAAUUUUUUGUGCUCAUUUACCAAUUGUUCUUAUUCAAGAAUUAUUCUCCAUUACAUGUUAUUCUGUAGACGUUUAUUUUGUAUUUUUGAUUUUUAAAGGAGUAUUUGUUCAUUUUCGUGCUCUAGUUUGCCUAUUAGAUUCAUCAUAAUUUGUUCAUUUGUGUGUACUUGUCAAAAAAAAAAAUUGUUUAUUUGUGUGUAACUGAAUAUUAACCCAUAUUGUUUUUAGCUCAUUCAUAAUUUCUUUAGAAUUAUUAUUGAAAUGAUUCGUUAUGAUCUAAUUUAAUAGACUUGGGAGAUGAAGAACAUUCAAGAUUUUGAAGCAAUAAGAUCUGGUAAAGUUAGAAAACAAAUUGUCAGCGUCGAUUUGAGGUGGGUGACUCAUUUAAUGUCAUUGUAGAGAUUAGGUGGGACUGGUAAGGGGAUGACGGUGAGAACAAUGACCCGAUGCCCGAAGGUGUACCAAAAGUUUACUCAUUGAAGCUCGUGGAAGAAUAAAAAGAAAUGAAAAGAAGAAGAGAUGAAGAAAAUAGAAAUGGAAAUAUGGGAAGAAGUAGAGAUGAAGCCGAACUCAAGUUUGCCUGUAGUGUGAACGCAAUAAGGGAGCUUUGGGAUUUGGAAAAGAGCACCUUCCUUUCCUAAAGCUAGACCGAAUCAUCAAUGGCGCAGGAAACAAAGAGGUAUGCUGUUGUUACAGGAGCAAAUAAAGGUAUUGGUUUUGAAAUAGUUAGACAGUUGGCUUCAAAAGGGAUCGUAGUGGUGUUGACAGCAAGAGAUGAGAAGAAGGGUCUUGAAGCUGCUGAUAAACUGAGAGACUAUGGUCUCUCUGAUCACGUGGUAUUUCAUCAGCUCGAUGUUUCUGACCCUGCUAGCAUUGCUUCUUUGGCAGAUUUCAUCAAAACAAAGUUUGGGAAACUUGAUAUCUUGGUGAACAAUGCAGGGAUAAGCGGAGUGAAAGUAGAUGCUGAUCUGGCAGGAGCCGAACUUGAUUGGGCUAAUCUGCCCCAAACUUAUGAGUUAGCAGAAGCAUGCUUGCAAACAAACUACUAUGGUACUAGAGGAAUGGCUGAAACACUCAUUCAUCUCCUCCAAUUGUCUAAUUCACCAAGGAUUGUUAACGUUUCAUCCAGCCUCGGAAUGAUAAAGAACAUACCAAACGAAAGGUCUCGAGGAGUUUUUGGUGAUUUUGAAAACCUUACAGAAGAGAAACUGGAUGAGAUAGUGAAGGAGUUUUUAAAAGAUUUUAAAGAAGGUUCACUGGAAGCCAAAGGCUGGCCAACUUUUCUCUCUGCCUAUACAAUCUCAAAAGUAGCAAUGAAUGCCUACACAAGGAUCUUGGCCCAGAAGUACCCAAGUUUCUGCAUCAACUGUGUAUGCCCUGGCUAUGUCAAAACCGAUAUAAAUGGCAACACUGGCAUCUUGCCUGUUGAAGAAGGUGCUGCAAGUCCUGUCAGAUUAGCCCUACUCCCGGAUGGCAGUCCUUCUGGCAUGUUUUUUGUUCGGCAAGAAGUGUCUUCUUUGUGAAUGAAAAGGCAAUCCAUUUAUUCAGAUGGACAAUAUUUGUCAUAUUUGCUUGUGAGCUGUAGUUUCUGUAGCACUCUCUGGUUUUACUAUAUUAUAUAAUAAGAUUUUCAGAUUCUAAAAUUGAACUUAUGAACACCAAUGUGAAAAUUGCAUGUCAAAUGCAAGUAACUUUUUAUGUCA